Rubroshorea leprosula is the source of this 2853-nucleotide messenger RNA. The record is from the annotation of a GenBank genome assembly. Lineage: Eukaryota; Viridiplantae; Streptophyta; Magnoliopsida; Malvales; Dipterocarpaceae.
CUCUGUCUUCCCCAUCAUAAAUGCUGGCUCAGCAUUUGAGGGACGUGACGGCUAAAGCCGGCGCACGUUAUGCAGAAGGGACGUUAAGCGUGCACCACAUGUGGGACGCUAGUUGGCGCGUCAGAAACACGCGUACGGCAAUUAACACUGCCAUAUCCUUCUCUACCAAAACGCUCCUGCUUGAAGAACAGCACACCGAAUCGACUUCGCACCAAUUUCAGGUAAAAAUGGUUUCAUUGCGAGAACUCACAGAGCAACGAGGUAACCAGGGCAGAGAGGGAGAAGAGGGAGGGGUUUUGUCAGUGGAGCCUAUCACGAUGAUAGUGCUGCCUGAGUUGCAGGACUCUCCGGAAACAAUGGCGCCUGAGGGAAACGCCAGUUCGAGCGCCGGGGAUGCUGGUGGCGACCAGCCUACUGCGUCGUCUAGCAGCUCGUCUACUGAAGAGACACCCAUCCAGGAAGAAGGGGUGGGGGAUCUGGUAAGCAGUGUCUCAGAUCGGCCGGUGGUUGGGGGAUGGGAAAGCGUGACGAUCCCGGGCAGGUUGAGUAACCUACGGAAAGCAUCGAAGGAUCUGCCCGUUGGAUUCAGGUUCGUGGCUGCACUUCAUCACGAAGUAGCAGAUUGUACGCCCUCCAUAAGUGGGUACAAGAGACUCGAGGAGAUGGUGAGGGCGUACCAUAUCCCACGGACCAUAUUGCUGCGGACUGGCGGGCAGAACGAAAGGGCGUGCACAGUAUCACAAACGAGCUGGAUCCCAGUAUAUGCGGACUACUUUGACGCCGGCCUGCGGUUUCCCCUGCCUGGAUUGGUGUUUGAUCUACUGGCGGAAUACGAGCUGGCGCUGACGCAGCUGACGCCCAACAGCAUAAGGUUCAUUAUUGGCUUUAUGCUGUUGUGUGAGCGAUUAGAGGUGCCGGCCAAGGCGAUCGUGUUCAGGUCGCUGUUUCAAUGUCGACUGUGUCCCAACUCCCAAGGCGCGAGGUGGUACUACCUCUCCGGGAGAGACAAAAGCCAGCUGUUCAAGAAUGUCCGGAAUAAAGUGGCGAGGUGGAAGAGGCAGUUCAUAUUUGUUCGCGACACGCGAACAGAAAGGAUAAGCAACGACCUCGCUGCCCGGCUGUUAGAAUGGCGCACGCCCAACGCUCAUAUUAACUACCCCCAGCUGUUGCCCCGGGAUGUCGAUUUGAAGAACCAACUGCUUGAGUAUGCGCAGAGGGAGGGUCUUAUAGAUCUAGAAGCCCUGGUUACCUCGGAGCAGCUCGCCGUGUUCAGGUUUGUUGAUGUGACAAACCUGUUCAGCGAAGGUGAAAUGAGCAGCAUUUUGGAACGUCAGCGUCAACGUGCCCAGAGCUCCCGAGGCCGUGGGGCGAGCAGCGCGCAACCCCGGCAAACACGGUUUGACGAGCGGCCACCCCCAGCGCCUCAAUCACGCGGCUCGUCACACAGGGGAUCCAGCUCGUCGUCAAGGUCGCGAGCUGAUCACAGAGCUGAGGUUGUGGCCCCGGGUGCGCGCAGACGUGCACGCGAGGAGACAGAGAGCGAGGAGGAUGAAGUCCCCCUUGCUAGGCGCAUAAGAAGCGGGGGGACUCAGCCCGCACAGGCGGCUCGCCCUGUAACCAUGCGUUCGCCGAACGCAUCGUCAGCGGCUGUGUGGGCAGCAGUGGAGCCUGCCUCUGCGCCGGCCUCGACGUCUGGCCUCAGGAUUGCUUAUCCUGAGGGCUUCAGCUAUGUGCGGGCAGAGUGCCAGCCUGGCAUGGUGUUUACGAUUGUUGUUGUCUGGCAGGCAUUCAGCUAUGCUAUGGCUAUGUACGAGAGUGAGCAGGCGGCUCGUACACAGAACAGCGAGCUCGGUUCCAAGUGCAAGCAACUGGCUGCUGAGAAGGCCAGCCUUGUGGAUGAUGUAAAUCGUCUGCAAGGCUUUGAAAUGGCGAACCGAGCUGCGGCUGCAGAGAGCCGGGCGGACGAGCUCGCCAACAAGAACAACGAGCUCAGGGAGGAGUUGGAUCGAGCUCGAGCUGAGAGAGAGAGCGGAAUACACGCGGCAAGGGAUGAGGCCGCCAGGGUUGAGGAGAGGGCAAAGAAGGCUGAGGCCGACAGGGACCGUGCUCAGCACGAGCUGAGCUCCCUUAGGCACCAAGUUGGUGAGGCGGACCGAAACCUUGCUGCUACCGGGGAGGCGCUGAACGAGCUAAAGGCUUCCCAUGCCCGUUCUGUCGCCAUCGCCUGGGCUCAAGGGGCGGAAUGGUUCGUUGGCUCGGCUGCGUUUCAGGACGCCGUGGCGGUGGCGUCAGCUAAUGUAACCACGGAGAUCUACAACGAGAUUCGUGGGAAAGUACUGCAACACGGCCCAGAUUUUCCAAUACGUGAGCUGGUCUUCUUUGACGAGGAGGAGCUAGACGAGCAGGGUAAGAGCCUUGCUCCCCUCGCUGAUGCAACUGUGAGGCUGAGAUGGGAUUUGAACGAGGAGGACGUGCCCGUCUGGCCACCGUCCAUUCUGGAGGACGGGGAGGACCCAGUAGGACUGCCCUCAUUUGAUGCAUGGGUAGAGGGUGCUCCUGUAGCUGAACAGGAGCCUUCAAGCACCCCACCCAACUCUCAGCCCGCUGCUGCGCCAUCCAGCUCGCCCAUCAACGCGCCAGCCUCCGAGCCCGCUGUCCGAUCUCCUCCAUCUCGCUCUCCUGCGGCUGUUGCUGAUGCAUCCAUGCCCGUCGAUCUGACAGAUGACUAGGCUUAGGACUUUUUGUUUCACUUUUUGUAUUUUUGCUUUGGCAUUUUUGUAUUUGAUCAACCAGAUUCUGGUCGUAUGUACUUCUAAUGUAACAUCAUUGAUGAAAUACAAAGAUGAAUUUCCU